AUGUAUAGUGCAGUGCCGGAGGCGACCGUGGAGGAACUCUACAACUGCUAUGGCGGUGUAGCCCGGUACGUGCUUCAACGUCCGUUCGAGAACCCCAGCUGGGGGUUGCCUAGGCUGCUGCAGCCACUGACCAGAAUCCUGGCUACUUGCAACGUUCAACAGGUUCGGGCGGCCAUGGAUGCCAUCGACAUGGGACCUGAGGCGAGCCAUCGCCUGGUCCAUAUUGUGCCUUACGACAACUUCAAGGAGAAGCGGCUAACGUUUGCUUCUGAUUGGGUGGCUGAGGAGUUCACCAAACGGGCUUGGAUAGAUGAGCAGGAUCAAGAGAUGGAUAAGGAGGCUGCGGAGGUUCUGUACAUGCCUUUCUGGGAGCAUAAGGAGCUGCUUGACUGCCACAGCAAGAUGUAUAGUGCAGUGCCGGAGGCGACCGUGGAGGAACUCUACAACUGCUAUGGCGGUGUAGCCCGGUACGUGCUUCAACGUCCGUUCGAGAACCCCAGCUGGGGGUUGCCUAGGCUGCUGCAGCCACUGACCAGAAUCCUGGCUACUUGCAACGUUCAACAGGUUCGGGCGGCCAUGGAUGCCAUCGACAUGGGACCUGAGGCGAGCCAUCGCCUGGUCCAUAUUGUGCCUUACGACAACUUCAAGGAGAAGCGGCUAACGUUUGCUUCUGAUUGGGUGGCUGAGGAGUUCACCAAACGGGCUUGGAUAGAUGAGCAGGAUCAAGUGAAGUCUCUGAUGGAAUACAGCGCCGAAGCAGUAAAGGGGAUACUUUUUGAGAAGGUUAUGCAUGGUGUACUGGCGAUGGGCGGCAAGUUUGAUGUGGUGCCAUUGCACCCGGAGACUCUGGAGCGAGGCGAGGAGGAGGAGCUGGACAUCCAGGCCUGUACAGAGUCUCUUCGCUUCACAGAUGACGAGGCCAGUGAUAUGAUGAGCAGUAUUAAGAACAUGUACUUGAGGCCCGUGUCCGGCAAUUUCCCCGUCAUUGAUGCCCUUAAGGUGCCGGAGAUGCACCUUUUCCAGAUGACUAUUUCGCGUAGCAAGGUACUCAAUGCUGAUGAACUUGAAAACGUGCUCAAGCGACUGGGCAUCCCUGCACCGGGCCAGGAGGGCUGCCAGCCCAGCCUCUACUUUGUGGUGCAUCCUGGCGUGUACAACAAGUUUAAGGAGAAGGCGCGCGACGUCCUUGGCGAAGCCGCCCUGGGAGGACAGGCUUCUGUGCACCUCGGGGCUUCCAGGGUAUCCUGUCCUCCAGUAUUUGAUCGCGGGCGACUUUCCAUCGAGGUCUCCACCAUUGCGGGGCGGAUCACCGGCGUGGUCCCUGUCGGCGGUGUUCGGACCGGCCCUUGCCGCCCCCGCGCCUGCGCCGGCGCGGGGGUUACGUGGCGCUACUGGCGUACAGUCGAGUCCCUUUUCUGCAAGGCUGAUUCCGCAGGGUGGCUCGGCGGCGCUGGUGGGUCACCCUCCAUGUCGUCUGGCUCUGCGCGGGGAUGGUGUGGCUUCUUCGUGGUCGUGCUCCACACGACAGUCCGAACGGAUAAAUAG
This is a messenger RNA of Volvox carteri f. nagariensis, 1545 nucleotides long. RefSeq lists its product as uncharacterized. The record is from RefSeq and is a predicted model, not a curated record. Bases 1 to 1545 code for a protein of 514 amino acids. The transcript has 10 exons. Lineage: Eukaryota; Viridiplantae; Chlorophyta; Chlorophyceae; Chlamydomonadales; Volvocaceae.